GCUUUUUGCUUUUUUACCAAAUGAAAACAACUCAUUACUCAGCUGUUAAAGUGUUUAGCAGUUUACAACACUGGCCAGCAGCAUCAAUAUUUUUGUGGUAGUCAACUAUAUUCAAUAUUAAAACAAUUUGGGGCUAGCUUGAGUACGGCGCAUGCAUGUACGUUUUAAUGAAAUGCAGCGAACUCAACAAGAUCAAAAACAAUUGAAGCUGCACCAGCAGCAACAGCACACAGAACAGGACCAGCAGCAACAACAACAACAGCAGCAGCAGCACUAUCAUCAUCAUCACCACCAACAUAACAGUAACAGUAACAGCAAUGGGACGCGCAUUGCUGGAAGCAGCAAUACCACGCCCACAACGGCAACGAAUACAGUUGGUGGGGCAACAGCAAUAACACCGCCCCGGACCUUGGCGCUUAAUCGGAACUAUGCUGCAUCUGACACAUCGGGGGAACACGAUGGCGAUACAGACUAUCCGGACUCGCGUUAUGAAUGCGCCAUUUGCAUAGACUGGCUGAAUGAGCCCGUGCUGACGUCAUGCGGCCAUCGCUUUUGCAAGAGCUGCCUCAGCGAUUGGCUGGAGAAUCACAACCAGUGCUGCCCACUUGACAAUAAGCAGCUCUCCGCGGAGCAGGAUAUCUUUCCCGACAAUUAUACGCGUCGUGAAAUUGAGCAAAUCAAGCAUAAGUGCCCUAACUCGCCGCACGGCUGCGCCGUUGUGGCCUCGCCUAUUGAGCUGCAUCGACAUUUGCCCAGCUGCCCGUAUCGCCGGCAACUGCAACAGCAGCAGCUCGAGGAGAAGUGCCCUUUUGCUAGCAUUAAGUGCGAUUUUGUUGGUCGCCCGGAGACUAAUCAACUGGAGGAGCAUAUCAAAACAGAUAUGCCGCAUCACAUGCAGCUCAUGUUGCAGGCAUUUCAACAAACUGCCAUUGCUACUUGGCAGCCGCACAAGCCCAGCUCUAGCUCCCUAGAGAACGGCCAUAAGACUGGCCAACUGGCACCACCACCUCAGUAUGCGAAUGGAGUUGACGAGCAAAUCGUUCAGUCCAUGUACCAGCGCAUCGUUGUGCUUGAGCAACGUACACGCGAGCAGGAGACACGCAUCGAGAAUCUCAACAAGCAGUUGCGGCGCCAGCAGCCUAUCGAUGCGCGGUAUAGCAACGGCACCAUCGUCUGGCGCAUCGAGCAGCUGAGCGCACUGGUCGAGCGUCUGCGAUCCAAUGCGAAUAACCAAGUUUAUUCACACGAUUGCUAUACAUCACCGUAUGGAUACAAGUUCUGCGCCCGUCUCAACAUACAGCCGCGGAAGCCGCAUGUGCUUAGUCUGCACGUGCAUCUGAUGCAGUCGGAGAACGAUUUCCAUUUGGAUUGGCCAUUCAAGGGUCGCAUCAAGUUGUGCAUGGUGCAUCCGGGCGAUGCGAGCCUCUCCCAGCAUGACACCAUCAUGACAAAGCCAGAGAUUCUCGCCUUUCAUCAGCCGCGCGAGGCUAUCAGCACUCGCGGCUUUGGAUUUCUCGAGUAUGCCAACAUAUCCAAUAUUAUGCAAUUGGGCUUUUGUGCCGACAAUCGGCUGCUAAUCAAGAUUGAGAUUAACAUUGUCUGAAUCUCAACCUGAACUCAAGUAACCACAUCCCAUGUGCUCAAUAUACAAACAUACGCACAGAAAUGCAUAGAUACACUAUAGACGCAAUAUAUAUAUAUAUACGUAUAUUUUAUAUAGACCUUAUACCCUGUACGAAUAUUAGUCACACGGAUGGCAAAACAUCACAGCAAAGCAAUUUUUAUACCGUAGUGUAGAGGCGACUUUAUCCUAACUGAUAUAUGUACAAUGCAUAUAUGCAUAUAUAAUAGCAAUUUGAACAAGCCAAUUUUUGUAUACAUUUACACGCAUUUUAUCGUUCAACAUUUGAGGGCAACUGUUACAUUCCAUGCAACUCUCGAAUACCCUGCCCGAGAUGCAAACUUUGUAUCCGCAGUCCAGUUAACACCAACGAAAUGUCGAAGACGUUGGCAGAAGACCUCAGAUGGUAAUCAAUAACAGUAUCCAGUCAUGCUAUACCUACCCUUAUACCCGUCUAUAUAUUAUUAUUAUUAUUAUUUUGAUUGUGGUUUAUACUUUUA
Molecule: messenger RNA, 2121 nt
Organism: Drosophila novamexicana
Lineage: Eukaryota; Metazoa; Arthropoda; Insecta; Diptera; Drosophilidae
Gene: Traf6
Product: TNF receptor-associated factor 6
Exons: 1
Coding region: 152-1603 (483 amino acids)
Biological process (GO): regulation of canonical NF-kappaB signal transduction; tumor necrosis factor-mediated signaling pathway; positive regulation of JNK cascade
Cellular component (GO): plasma membrane signaling receptor complex
Molecular function (GO): protein binding
Source: RefSeq, a predicted model, not a curated record